AUGAAAGACAAGAAAGUAGAUGCAAGCAUUGUUGUACUAUUUUAUGUUCUUUUUAUUGCACCUUUGUCAAUAGUAUUAUUUUUGUAUGGAUUUUUUCCCUUGAUAAACUAUGAUAACACUAUAGCCACUGAAAAUGAUAUUCCAACAUUCAUAGAAAAUGUGAGAAUAAAGACAGAUACAUUAUAUCAACCAAUGGUAAAAAGAGUGAUCCUAAUGGUUAUUGAUGCUUUAAGAUGGGAUUUUAUAACAGGAUCAAUUGGAAAAGUGGCUAUGCCUAUAACAAGUAGUCUUAUAGCAAACUCUUCAGCAUGUUUGUUUCAAACCAAAGUACACCCACCAACUGUUACAAUGCCUAGGAUAAAGGCAAUUACAACAGGUGUAAUUCCUAGUUUCAUUGAUGUUGCUUUAAAUUUUGGGAGUAAACCAGUUACUGGUGAUAAUGUACUCCUUCAAGCGAAAAAAUAUGGCUACAAAUCAGUAUUUUAUGGGGAUGAGACUUGGCUUACAUUGUUUCCAUCUGUAUUUGAACGUUAUGACAGUACCACAUCAUUCAUUGUAACAGAUUUUACAGAGGUUGAUAAUAAUAUAACUAGGCAUUUACAUAAAGAAUUACAUACUAAAACUGACUGGUCUAUAAUGGUCCUUCAUUACUUAGGACUUGAUCAUAUUGGUCAUGUUCAUGGACCAUUUAGUCCACUAAUUAAAACGAAACUUAAAGAAAUGGACAAUGUAAUUGCAAGAAUUCAAUCAAGAGUCCAAGAAUGGAAUCAAAAUAAUGAUUCUUCUCUGUUUAUUAUCUGUGGGGAUCAUGGAAUGAAAGAUUCUGGUGGUCAUGGUGGCUCGACAAUGUCAGAAACAACUGUACCUUUCAUUGCAAUCAGUGGAAAAUGUGUACAAAACAAUAGUCAUUUCACUGAAGUAGCACAAGUAGAUAUUGCAUCUACGUUGUCUACUAUUCUUGGUGUUCCAAUACCAUACUCCAAUUUGGGAAGUGUCUUUUUAGAUUCUUUAUACAAUUUACCUGUAUCAAAGAAAUUAUAUGUUCUUUUCUACAAUGCUAAACAAGUAUUCAAUCACUUUCAACAAUUAACAGACUAUAAAUCUGAAUAUGCAUAUCAGAAAUAUAUGGAAGCAAUAAAGCUUCAUAUUGCUUGGUUAAACACUAAAGAUCAUACGAAUGACAUAACAGAUGAUAUUGUACUUUCCUAUAAGGCUGCACUUAAAGGAAUGAAAGAAUUACUCAUAAGUAGUAUGAUAAAAUAUGAUUUUCAUUUAAUAACAGUGGCCAUAUUUUUCUUAAGUCAUAUAAUUUGCAUUUUACUAGAAAUAAAGUUUUGCACACAGAGUAUUCCAAAAGGUACCACUGUAUUAAUUGUCUUGAACAUAGGUUUGUGGCUACUAAUAAAUUAUUUUUCGGAAUUUGAAGGCAUAUCAUUACUUUAUUCAAAACAAUUGAUUAGUAUUGUGAUACUGUUAUUUAUAGUAAUUGUUUUAAUCAUAAAUUGUUACUUGCUUGUCAGUGGUAAUUAUUUCAAAUUUCUUACACUUGAGGAAACAGUGAAUAAGAUGGGAAAAUGGUUUUUUCCUCUUGGUGCAUUUGUACAUGCAAUAAGUUUUGGUGGUAGCAGUUUUGUGGAAGAAGAACAUCAAACUUGGUAUUUCUAUUGGGCCACUCUUCUUAUUCUGCUACUUUAUAAUACUGCUACAAAAUUUUAUUCUCAUUUGCAAUUAAACUACAAACAGUAUUCCAAUGCACAAAACUGUAUUAAACUUUUGUUAUUAAUGAUAGGACAUAGAAUACUUAGGAAAUUAAAUAGUACUGGAGACAAAUAUGCUCACCUUCCUGAUAUAGCUGGAGUCUUGGUAGAACAAGAAAGUAUGCUGGGCAUGACAGUCAUGCUUGCCACUGCCCUUAUACUUCUGAUGUGGCUGGAUUUUAUACAUGAAGAUAAAAAGUACAAGAAAUACUCACUAAUGUUUAAUUUACUCAUGUGCAUAUGCAUUUAUCUUCGACAUAUGCACAACAAUAAUGUUAUCAAAGUACCAUUAUAUCCUCAAUCUAGAGGCAUAUACGAAGUACAAAUUUUCUGGAUGUUAUUAGCAAUGAAUUCGGUUCAUUAUAUUUAUCGUUUAGUAUCAAUGAUCAAAUAUAAUAGAGGAAUAUUUUUACAAACCACGUUAUUUUUCAUUUUACGAAUGUGGAUCAUGGUCACGGCGAUGCUUCAUCAGCCGUACAAUGUGAUUCUUUUACCACUUCAAAUAAUUGUUUCUAGUUUGACUGGCUCAAUAAUUAAAGACAAUAAUGCGUUUGUAUAUGCUUGGAUCGGCAAUGUAUUUUAUUUUUAUCAGGGAAAUUCAAAUAGUUUAGCGACCAUUGACGUAGCCGCUGGUUACGUUGGCAUACAAUCCUAUAUGCCCAUUGUUAAUGGAUCAUUAUUAAUAAUUAAUACUUACUCUGCGCCUGUUUUGGCCUAUCUUUUGCUAGUUUAUUAUUCGGUAUUACAAUAUCCGUAUGAUACACAUGUGAUUAUUAAGCAAGUCAGUAAAACGUAUAUUACAUGGAGAUUAUUACCAAUAACUAUUUAUACAAUCAUAAUCAGUAUUCAGCGUCAUCAUUUAUUUGUAUGGUCGGUGUUCUCGCCGAAAUUAUUAUAUGAAGCUGUAUAUUCCACUGUUAUUUGCGUUGUAAUAAUUAUCGUAUUAAUUUUGAUUACGUUACAAAAUGCAAUAAAUAAUUGUCACAGAUAA
Messenger RNA from Dufourea novaeangliae, 2748 nucleotides. It is a transcript of the gene PIG-G, whose product is annotated as GPI ethanolamine phosphate transferase 2. Lineage: Eukaryota; Metazoa; Arthropoda; Insecta; Hymenoptera; Halictidae. The coding region runs from base 1 to 2748 and encodes 915 amino acids. Gene Ontology annotation, biological process: GPI anchor biosynthetic process. The record is from RefSeq and is a predicted model, not a curated record. The transcript has 14 exons. Gene Ontology annotation, cellular component: endoplasmic reticulum membrane.